CCAUGAGCCAACCGUCGGAGGAAAAGAUGGACAUCGAUAAUGAGAGUGCAUCGGCUACCGGGAGCACCUCAUCGGCCGCUUCGCUCGCUGCAAUGCCAGCGGUUGCAUCCACCUCGAAAGCAUCCUCACCACCGGUGGUAGCAGCUGGUGUAUCGGAUAGUGCCGGCGGUGCCAGUGGUUCCGGGACUGGAAAGUCGAUGGCCGUACCCGUACAGUCGGUGGUAACGGAGGGCCGGAAUGUGAUGGCUGGCAGUGUAACGAUUCCAUCCGUUACCUGUUCGCUACAUCCGCUGGUAAUUAUGAACAUUGCGGACCACUGGACACGUACCCGGGCACAGAAGAGUAGCAAACCGUUGGUGUUUGGUGCACUGAUCGGUAAGCAGAAGGGACGGAACAUUGAGGUGAUGAACUCGUUCGAGCUGAAGUACGAUAUAGUGAACGACGUGGUGAUUAUAGCGAUGGAUUACUAUCAGGUGAAGGAAGAGCAGUAUAAACAGGUGUUUAGUGACCUGGAUUUCCUUGGAUGGUACACAACGGAUACGGUGCCGUCGGAGAAACACAUCAACAUUCACAAACAGAUCUGCGAAAUUAACGAGUGUCCCUUGAUGUUGUUGCUGGAUCCGCUCAAUCGGAACAUGAACCUCCCAAUCGCACUGUACGAAUCCGUUAUCGAUAUAGUGCAGGGUGAAGCAAUGAUGCUGUUCGUCCCGCUCGUCUACACACUCGCGACGGAUGAAGCGGAACGUAUCGGUGUCGAUCAUGUGGCCCGCAUGUCCAACAAUGAGACUGACACAAACUCCACCGUAGCCGAACAUCUGCUCGCACAGUAUAAUGCGAUUAAAAUGUUAAACUCCCGGGUAAAGAUCAUACUGGCGUACAUCAAGGCGGUCGAGAGUGAGCAGCUCAAACCGAAUCAGGAAAUACUACGGAUGGCUUACUCGCUGAGCCGUCGACUACCGAUAGUACAGAAUCCUUCGUUUAAGGAAGAUUUUUACACGCAAUCCAACGACGUCGGACUGAUCACAUACCUGGGCGCCCUAACGAAGGUAGCGAACGAUAUGAAUCAGCUGGUAAAUAAGUUUAACGUGCUCUACGACCGUCAAGCAAUGGGACGACGCUUGCGGGGCAUUUUCUUCUAAAAA
Molecule: messenger RNA, 1142 nt
Organism: Anopheles maculipalpis
Lineage: Eukaryota; Metazoa; Arthropoda; Insecta; Diptera; Culicidae
Gene: CSN6
Product: COP9 signalosome complex subunit 6
Exons: 4
Coding region: 3-1139 (378 amino acids)
Biological process (GO): protein deneddylation
Cellular component (GO): COP9 signalosome
Molecular function (GO): protein binding; metallopeptidase activity
Source: RefSeq, a predicted model, not a curated record